Molecule: messenger RNA, 3633 nt
Organism: Penicillium antarcticum
Lineage: Eukaryota; Fungi; Ascomycota; Eurotiomycetes; Eurotiales; Aspergillaceae
Product: telomerase reverse transcriptase
Exons: 7
Coding region: 1-3633 (1210 amino acids)
Biological process (GO): telomere maintenance via telomerase
Cellular component (GO): telomerase catalytic core complex
Molecular function (GO): telomeric repeat DNA binding; telomerase RNA binding
Source: RefSeq, a predicted model, not a curated record
AUGGGCAAAAAAAGAAAGAGACCCAUCAAGGAUCGGGGUCCGCCUUCGUCUCACCCGAGUAUCACCUCUCCGCGCCGUUUCAGAAACCCGGCUUCAUCCACUGGGAAAACAAGCCAUCCCGUUAUCUCCCUGUACUACCGACAGGUAGUGACCCUGCGAGAGUACCUCCUGCAGCAACUCCCCGUGACAUCCAAGUCGCGUCGGCGCCGCAUCCUGACAGGUUUGCGAGCCGACGACUCAGCAUCGGAAACAUCCCAAACACUGGCGCAUCUGCUGGACUCCACUCUGGUGGGUGUGCUGAAAGAGUCUUCACCGACCCUCAACUCCGAACGCCAAAAGGAAUAUCUGUCUUUUACCCAGACUCAGUCGCGCUCUAUUCUUGUCAGCACAGAUACGGGUCCGACCUGCCCGCAGUCCGAGGUGGUUGAUUUUGUUAUUUGGAAACUUUUCAAUCAUGGUUCUUAUUCAAAGCCCCAGCAUUUGCUGGCUCAUGGGUUCCAACGCCCGGCUAUGGGGUUGAAUGCCCUUGAAACCAAUAUUCCCGGCGUUGUGUCUCAAUUUCCCAAUCAGAAUGUCCGUACUCUCAAGGAGGGUGCAUGGGCAGAAGUCUUGGACCUGCUUGGCAGUAAUGGAGACGAGAUUAUGAUGCAAUUGCUAUUCGAUUGCGGAGUUUUUGCGCCUAUCAAUGCUCGAAAGGGUAUUUACUCCCAACUAAGUGGGUCACCGCUGUCAAUACUUGAGCCGCUGAAUGAUGGUACAAACCUCAAGGAGCUCGCCAAGACAAAGACAAAUCCAAAAACACCAGCUGUCGGUGCCCGAGAUCUCCCCAAGGAGAAUGGCGACCACAAACGGGUCUCUAAUAAAUCUGUUCGUAGUCCAAACAGCAUCAUCUUUCUACGCAGGCGCAUACUCUACGGACGAGCCGAGUCCAACGCGAGAACGGUAUCUGGUUUGGGAAAGACCCAUGUGCUCAAUCGCUUCUCGACACUUGGUUCAGCAGCGCAGACUGUGCAUGUGCUGAAGUAUGUCUUUCCUCGGCAAUUCGGCCUGCUGAAUGCGUUUACGGUGGACCCGAAUGGUCCGAAUAGCACCGAUGACCUUAAGAGCUUCAUGUUCCGAGAGAAUGAAAUAUCUUCUUCGGAAGACCAAAAACCGCGGCGGGCCCACAAUGAGUGCGACGCGUCAGACGGAGGCGUUGGAAACACGAAAGUCCCCAAAAGGCUUCGUGGAAGUGCCAUUGAACUUGUCCGGAAAUUGCGGACUCGCAAUUCACGGUGUUCUUACUUGGAGCUGCUGCGAUACUAUUGUCCGACUGAUCGAAGCGGUCCGCAAUGGCUGGGCGCCUUUGCUUCGAAUAUCGAGUCGGACACCAAUAAAAGCGAGCCUGAUUCCUCUCUCCAGUCAAAUCUAGUAACGCAGUUACCACUCGGCCAGCUAUCGUCAAGUACAAGUUCGGCGCCGACCUUGUCCGAUGCCACGUCAACGAACCACACAGCAGGCGAAUGCAGUGGAUUUGAAACCGAACAACAACCUGCGAUUAAAAAACCACGAAGCAGUUUAACUGAUUAUGCUACCCCGACAUCUUCGGUUUCCGCAUUCUGUCGGUCGGUACUCCAGAAAUUGAUACCCCGUCAAUUCUUCGGAGUGGGACCAGGCGGCAUUCAUAACUUGCGACUAAUUCUCCGGAAUGUCGACCGUUUCAUAAAAUUGCGCCGGUUCGAGAGCCUCACUCUGCAUGAAGUCUGCAAAGGCAUCAAGAUCUCAAGCAUUGCUUGGCUGGAGCCACCCCAGGUCCAGACUCCGGCAUCUGAGACAAAAUCGAAGAUCUCUUUAUCCGAUUUUAACAAACGCAUGGAGUUACUUCAUGAACUUACUUUCUGGAUCUUCGACUCAAUUCUAAUCCCCCUGAUUCGCUCUCACUUCUACGUCACCGAGUCUCAAACACACCGAAACCGCCUCUUCUAUUUCCGCCAUGAUGUUUGGCAGAAAUUGAUCGAGAAGCCGUUCGGAGAUCUAAAAACUGCUAUGUUUGAAGAGCUUGAGCCAGAUAGGGCCCAACGUGUGCUGGCACGUCGCCCUCUUGGCUUUGGUGCUCUCCGUUUGCUCCCCAAAUCCACUGGUCUCAGGCCUAUCUUGAAUCUUCGCAAACGAGUCAUAAAAGAGUCGUUUUGGGGCGGGAAGCGGCGCACUUUCCUUGCUCCCAGUAUCAAUUCAAGUAUCACACCGAUUUACAACAUGUUGACUUAUGAACGACAGCAAGCGCCCGCCAAACUGGGCUCAUCAAUGGGGUCGGUGGCAGAGAUGCACCAUCGCUUGAAAACAUUCAAAGAGAAAUUGACCAAUCAAUUGCCUUUAGAUCUCAAGUGUCGAAAGCCUAAUCUUCCCCCCUCUUGCUUUGAUACUAUCCCGCAAAAGAAGUUGCUCAGUCUGAUAGCAGAGCUGGUCUCUGAAGAGGGCUAUCAUAUUUCUAAACAUGUGGAAUUUCAAGUGUCUGCUCAGCAAGGGAAGCCGGCACGAAAAUACAUUGGUCGUGCUGCCCCGACAAUGAAACCGCAACUCUUACCGGACUAUUACAACAAUGAACCCGCAGGCCGAAAGGCCAACACAGUAUUUGUUGACACAAUUGCUCAGAAAGACUACAAUGCCGAAGAUCUCCUGGCUCUACUUGAUGAGCACGUGCGUUACAAUCUUGUCAAGAUAGGCAAGAAGUACUUCCGCCAGCGCAAUGGUAUUCCCCAAGGCUCCGUCCUUUCCAGCAUCCUAUGCAAUUUCUUCUACGCCGAGCUCGAGCGGGAGGUGCUGAAUUUUAUCACACCAGAGAACGCCCUCCUCAUGCGACUGGUGGACGACUUCCUCCUCAUCACCACCUAUUCAAAUCUAGCAACACAGUUCCUGGAAGUAAUGAUCCGCGGCCAACCCACCUACGGCGUCCAAGUCAAUCCAGCCAAGAGCAUGGCAAACUACAGCGCAGCAGUCGACGGCAUCCUACUUCCCCGACUAGAAGGAACACCUCUAUUCCCAUACCUGGGUAAGCUCAUCGAUACGCACACACUUGAAAUCCACCGCGAUCAAGACCGCCUCCUCGAAGGCGGCGAAUCAGCAGCCGCAACUCUCUCCAACGCCCUGACAGUCGAAUCCACCCGUCUCCCAGGUCACACCUUCCAGCGCAGAAUGCUCUCCUCCUUCCGCCUGCAGUUGCACCCUAUGUACAUCGACGACGGACACAACUCGCGCGCAGUCGUACUGGCAAAUCUGUACUCGGGCUUCGUAACAUGCGCCAUGAAAAUGUACCGCUACAUGAAAUCUCUGCGUGGCCGUGCACAGCCAGGACUCCUCACUGUCAGUCAAACCAUCCAUGCCCUCAUAAUGCAGACACAGGGAUUGAUUCAGGCCCGUCGUGCUUGUCACUCCGGGUCUUCAUUUUCGUGUUUCGUACAACAAUCGCAUAUUAUUUACCUGGCUGCUUUGGCUUUUCGGUUUGUUUUGAAGCGGAAACAAACGCGCUAUCGGGAUUUGUUGGGCUGGUUGGAUGAUAAGAUCAAGCAGGCUCGACCUAAAUCUGACUCUGAGGCAUUUAGGAUGACGCAGGUUGUUAAGAAGAGUAAUGAGAAGUUUGAAGAAUGGCGGUUUUAG